UGAGAGGUUAGCUAGCAAUCGACCCAAUUUUGAUAAUGGAUAACCGAACUAAGUGGAGGCAGAAUGAUUGUUUUGUUGGGGCUAAAUGAGGUCUGUGAUGCGUAGAGUCACAACAAUGACAUUCUCCUACUUCCUCCAAUCACCACCACUCCCAACUUCUCCCAAACUCUUUUUCUCGCCACGACAAUUCUCCCUCUUCUCUCUUCUUCCUUUACCCAACCAGCGAUUCAUCACUCCAAGCCACAGCUCUCGUCUACGCCUGCGGGGUUUCUCUACCAAAUCCAUACCAAAGAUGCAGGAUUCAGGAGCAGUGUCUUAUCUUACGCAUCGAGAAGCCGCCGAGAUUGAUGAGACCUUGAUGGGUCCUCUCGGCUUCACCGUUGAUCAGCUCAUGGAAUUGGCUGGUCUUAGCGUCGCAACUUCAAUUGCUGAGGUUUAUAAACCGAGUGAAUAUAGCCGUGUUCUAACAAUCUGUGGUCCUGGAAACAAUGGUGGUGAUGGUCUUGUGGCGGCGAGGCAUCUUCACCACUUUGGAUAUAAACCGUCUAUCUGUUAUCCGAAACGUACUGCCAAAUCACUUUAUACUGGACUGGUCACUCAGUUGGGGUCACUUUCAGUCCCUUUUGUUUCUGUUGAUGAUCUGCCGGAGGACUUGUCAAAUAACUUUGAUGUUAUCGUAGAUGCAAUUUUCGGGUUUUCAUUUCAUGGUGCUCCAAGGCCUCCGUUUGAUGACUUGAUCAGGAGGUUAAUGUCCUUGCAAAACAAUGAGCACAUUGUCCCAAAACGCCCUGUCAUUGUCUCUGUGGAUAUUCCCUCUGGUUGGCACGUUGAAGAAGGAGACCAUGAAGGUGGAGGAAUUAAGCCUGACAUGUUGGUAUCUUUGACUGCCCCAAAAUUAUGUGCCAAGAGAUUUUGUGGCCCUCAUCACUUUUUAGGUGGCAGAUUUGUACCACCUCAAGUUGCAGAAAAGUAUAAGCUCGAGCUUCCUAGUUACCCUGGGGCAUCGAUGUGUGUUAGAAUUGGUAAACCUCCAAAAGUUGACAUAUCUGCUAUGAGAGUGAACUAUGUCUCUCCAGAAUUACUUGAGGACCAGGUUGAAACUGAUCCUACUUUACAGUUCCGUAAAUGGUUUGAUGAGGCAGUUGCUUCUGGAUUAAGAGAAACAAAUGCUAUGGCUUUAUCUACGACGAACAAGGACAGAAAACCAUCAUCAAGAAUGGUCUUACUUAAAGGAUUUGAUGAGAAUGGAUUUGUCUGGUUCACUAACUACGAAAGUAAAAAGGGUUCUGAUUUAUCAGAAAAUCCUUGUGCAGCACUUCUUUUUUACUGGGAAAGUUUGAAUCGGCAGGUACGAAUUGAAGGACCGGUGGAGAGAAUCUCCGAGGCAGAAUCAGAGAAUUACUAUCAUAGUCGUCCUAGAGGAAGUCAGAUCGGCGCCAUUGUUAGCAAGCAGAGCUCUGUAGUACCUGGCAGGCAUGUUCUGUAUGAUGAGUAUGAAGAACUUACUAUAAAAUAUUCAGAUGGAAGUGUCAUACCAAAGCCGAAAAACUGGGGAGGAUUCAGACUUAAACCAAAUCUUUUCGAGUUUUGGCAGGGACAGCCAUCUCGUUUGCAUGACAGGCUGCAGUAUUCUCUUCAAGAUGCAAAUGGGAAUUCUGGGUGGAUAAUUCAUAGAUUGGCUCCAUGACGUAUACUCACUUUCCCUGUGAGGAAACAGAUGGCUGUUUGGCUUUUUUAUAUCAACUUAUACUCACUACACAAUGAGAAUAAGAUUUAAGUAUAUAACCAAGCCUUGUAGGGAUCUUAUUUCCAGAAUUGUCACUAGACUAAAAGUACUUUACCAUUUAAGCAGUCAAAUAAUGUGAUUUUUUUGGCUACUCUGUGCUUGAUAACCCAAAAAGUUGUCUUGAUAUACGAAUUGUAUAAUCUUACGUAUGUGCAAAUUAUGGAUUAUCUUUAAAAAUUUGUACAAUUAUAACGGGUUUGAUAAAAAAGAAAGAAAGGGAAUGUGAUAAAGACGAGUCCUACUUUUAUCCAUGUGGGCUGGAAUGAAACGUCUGUAUCUAGCUACACGUCAACUAAACUAUAACAUAAAAUUAAACCAAGGAAAGAAAGAUGAAUAAUAGACUCUUAGACUCUUCAGAUCAUGCGCACUCUUGCUAUAUCUAAACAGUUUCGGUUUUGAAAUCGCCGCUGAGUGCGAGAGAGAGAGAAAAAAGAGAAUCUUCGUUGCGCGGGGCUUUUUUCCGGUAGUUGGUGCUUUGGCGCCGCCUCCGUGAGGAUAUAUUCUCGCUGCUGUUUCCUUUGUUGUUAAUGUUGUUGUUUGCAAGUGUUUUUCAGCGUGUUGGAUAGUCGUCACUUUAGUGGAGGAGUUUAGCCCUCUGUCUCUUGAGGCGAGAUCUGGUUUUGACUGUUUCUCCGGCGAUUCAGAUGUGUGAGAUCUCGAUCUUGCACCCUAGUCUCGUUAUGGUAUUGAUAGUUCUCUACGGGUUCUAUCUUGUUUGGGUUGUUUCUUCUUUGAUUUUAUGUUGUUGAGUUUUGGUGUCUUUUUUUUUUUUUUUUUUUUUCUGUCAUCGACUUCAAUAAGAGAAAUCGUCUAUAAUGCUCCUCUCGCUUGUUUAUUGAGCUGUAAUACUCCUCUUUUAAUUUAAAAGGUUUUACAAAAAAUAAGAUAAAUAGAAAAAAAGAGAAAUUAUUGAAAACCAGAUCAGUUCUAAUGAAAUUACCAUUUGUGCCUAGUUCUAACCCAAGAAAAAUCGGAUUCUUCGAUGGAUCGGAUUUGAGUCCGGUUUUGACCCGAAUCUCCCCGAAAAUCCCUCAAAUAUUUUGAAAUUCUUUCAAAUAUUUCAAAAACAUAUAUUUCUCUCUCUCAUACCACUGAAUCGUCGAGGAGUCGCAACCGUCAUCUCCACCAGAGAAAAAACCCUAGUACGGCGGUAGAAAGAGGGAGAAUCGACGAUGAAAAACGAUGCCAAAGACGAGAAAAAUGCGUGAGGAGAACCCGAGCAGUCAGAAGCCGGCGGUGAAGAAGCAAAAAAUGCCGGCAGAGAACCCGAACCCGAGCCAGAAGCCGGCGGCGAAGAAGCGUAAGACAACAAAAUCGGGAACGACGUCUCGAACGACGGAGGAGAUUCCGAGUGGAGAGGCGACUCCUCCUCCUCCUCCUCUUCGAGAGGCGACUCCUCCUCCUCCUCCUCGAGAGGCGACUCCUCCUCCUCCGAUUGUUGAAGCAGAAACGACAGAGGCGGGUAACUCCUCCGAUGGCCGGAAUCUUGGUGCCUUUGAAGAGACGAUUGCUAUGCGACCGGACAUGUACUUGAAGCCUGAUCAGUAUAGCAAGACCAUUAAACUACCAACACGGUGUUUCGUCCAAGAAGUUAUGGAGACGUUUGAGAAAGUGGAUCUGAUUCCGACGGAAAGAGAGUGGUUUGAGCAGCAUCCGCAGUUCUGCCACAUUCUUCACAUGCCGAAGAGCAAUCAUAUGGUUCAACCAUUGUGGAUGUUGUUGCUGCGUACUGCUAGGAUCGAAAGGGAGAAGGAGGCUUGGUUUGUGGUGAAUGGCGUUCCCAUUUGAUAUGGGUUACGAGAGCAUGCUAUGAUCUCAGGACUCAAUUGCAGCAACUACCCUCUCUAUUGGAAUAAAAGAGGCAACUCUUACUUGAAGCGAAAGUAUUUUCCUGACAAAAAGAAGGUUUUAAGAGAGGAUGUGAAGAAUAAGCUUGAGGAGAUGGGCCCGGAUGAUAGUGGAGAUAGGCUCAGGAUGGCGGUGUUGUAUUUCUUGAGCAGCAUCAUCUACUCUCCCACCAAAACCGGAGACAAUGCAAAACCCGUGCUCAAUGUAUUUUUAAAAUACGCUGAUGAUUUGGAUAAGUGUAAGACAUUUUCCUUGGGGGAGAUUGUCUUUUGAUCGCAUCUUAGAGUCUAUUUCGGAUACGAUGAAGCACUUUAUUGAGAAGGGGUUGGGCAGUGCAUGGUCGUUUCCUGGUUUUUGCAUUCCAUUGGAGCUUUUGGCGAUGGAGGCCAUUAUGCCAUUGAGACAGAGCUUCCGAGAAGCUGUACCAAAUAGUAGCGUCGAUUGUCCGAGGAUGUGCAGGUCCAAGUGGAAGAAAUGCGACCUGAGAGGCUGGCCACUUGAGACUGUGUAUCAAAAGCUCGGAUGCGAGAACAAGGACAUUGACAGUGUGCUGAUAGCUUCGGAGGAGGAGAAUGCAGUGUUGGAUUUGAUAAUGGAAACGGAGGACGAUGUUGAUGAGCACGAUCCUGUUGUGGAAAGUUGGGAAAAACGUAUUGAUAAUGGAUUGACGGUUGUGUUUGAAGACAUAAAGGAGGAAGAUGUGAAAGGGCGAGAAAAAAUGGUGGAGGACUUGGAAAUAGCAAGGAAAAAACCCCGAGCUAAGAAAAUGUCUCUGGAGGAUGUCGUUAGCGCGAUGGAGACCAUGACAGAGCAAUUGGGUUUGCUCAACAACAUCGUCCAUAAAAUUGAUGACAGGAUAAAGCCACUUGAAGACUAUGUGAAAGGGAGAAAGGAUUCAGGCUCUUGAACAAGAUAAAUCGUCUACUUUGUUUUUAUAUUUGGUUGAACUUUGUUUUGAUUUCGAACUAGUACUUUUUUUUUAUUUGGAACUAGUACUUUGUUUUUAUUUGAAACUACUAUUUUAUUUUUAUUUGGAAUUAGUACUUUGUUUUUAUUUUCGAUCUCGGAUGAACUAUAUUUUUAAUUUGAAUUAUUGAACUCCUGU
Molecule: messenger RNA, 4739 nt
Organism: Thlaspi arvense
Lineage: Eukaryota; Viridiplantae; Streptophyta; Magnoliopsida; Brassicales; Brassicaceae
Source: the annotation of a GenBank genome assembly